Messenger RNA from Gigantopelta aegis, 773 nucleotides. RefSeq lists its product as uncharacterized. The record is from RefSeq and is a predicted model, not a curated record. The coding region runs from base 124 to 633 and encodes 169 amino acids. The transcript is spliced from 3 exons. Gene Ontology annotation, cellular component: intracellular anatomical structure. Lineage: Eukaryota; Metazoa; Mollusca; Gastropoda; Neomphalida; Peltospiridae.
GAAUAGUCAGCAUGACGUCAUCGUUUACAUAGGUUGGCUGAUUCAAUCUAGAUGAAAAUGUGGUAUUAUUUAUAUCCGUGGAAUUUAAGUUGAUUGAUACACUUCAGAUUGUGAAGAUUAGCCAUGUUCACAGUUCCACGCUGGGAUCGUCUUAUUUCAACUUUCAAGAUGGCGCACCUUCCCCUGGAAGGCGGCUACUACAAAGCAGUGUAUCGCUCUGACGAAUGCAUACCUCAAGAACACCUGUCCGUACAGUUCAGCGGCGAGCGUUCGUUUCAGACGUCCAUCUAUUUCCUUCUCAUCAAGAAACAGGUCUCCAAAAUUCACCGGUUGAAAUCCGACGAGGUGUGGCACUUCUACGAAGGCAGCUCUCUCACGAUUCACGAAUUUACCCCUAACGGAGAAUACCGAACCCACGUCCUCGGCGCGGACGUUUCGAACGGCGAGUCGUUCCAGGUGGUCGUGCCCCGAAGUUCGUGGUUUGGCGCGUGCCUCAAUGACACGACUACUCACGCGCUGGUUGGAUGCACCAUGACGCCCGGGUUCGACUUCCAAGAUUUUGAAAUUGGUAACCGCGAGGAACUUGUGAAGCUGUUUCCAAGUCACAAACGAAUCAUAGAACAGUUAACCUGAUGGGCAAAUCGAUAUCGGUGGCAAGACGUAUAUAUAUAUAUAUAUAUAUAUUGAGGAUAAUAAACGAGUUACCAGUUAUUAUCACAUUUAUGUCCCGAGUGAAAUAAUUUUAAGUUGUCACGAGCUUUAGCCGAGUUUGU